Molecule: messenger RNA, 3125 nt
Organism: Tribolium madens (black flour beetle)
Lineage: Eukaryota; Metazoa; Arthropoda; Insecta; Coleoptera; Tenebrionidae
Exons: 7
Coding region: 414-2993 (859 amino acids)
Molecular function (GO): nucleic acid binding; zinc ion binding
Source: RefSeq, a predicted model, not a curated record
GGGCGUGUAGAAGCAAGCGUACGAUAAUGGCCGUUGUUUGAGCCGCAGCUCUGCAAACCCAGUUGGCGACGAAACCGCACUUAAACUGGUCUCUCGCUGCGGAUUCUUGCCGUGUCAGCGCCCCAAAUCGACGGAUUUCUCCGUUUUUGUGUCGAAAUAAGCAUUCGGUGGCCUGUGUUGCUGGGGGGCUGUGUUUGAGCGGUAGAAUUCAGUGGGCCGAUCGUGUUUUGUUUCGCGGAGUGCGUACUUUUGACGUUUUGAUGGGUGUUUACAUAAGUGUCCCAAUUAUUAAGUGGCAGUGUCUGGGUGGAUAGAGUGGCCCAACAAUGAUUAGUCUUGACUGAUUUUCGGAAACUUCCAGGAGACAUUAAAGUUCGAAUGGGCAACGUAAUUCAAUUAUUUUUGGUGAUGCCAUGUUUGAAAAGAAAACCAGAUUGCAUGUCAGAAAUUUAUUGGAAAAACAAUUUGACAAUUUUUGCGAAUUGGAGCAGUCCGUAAAAAAUAAUUUAAUCGACGCUUCGUUAAGUAUUAAACAAACUGAAAAAGUUUCCUCAAAUCGCUCUACAAAUGAGCGUAACAUGACACGUAAGACUAGAACAAGACGGCCACGCAUCCAUUCUAUAUUCGAGUCUGGUUAUUGUGCUGUUUGUCACACACCCUAUAGCAGUCUUGAGGAUCACAUCCAGUCCAAAAGACAUUUAAAACUCAUCGGCGACGAUGGCAAUUUCAUAUCAAUAAAAGGCUUUGAUUCGUUCCUGGCCUUGGAUGGAAUUGACGCGAUCGAAGUGAAUGAGAAAAAUCGCGACUACUCUCCGCCCCGCCGCCGCUCCAGGAUGCCUCGAACGCGCGCCUCGUCCGUCAUGUGCGACCAAAUAAAAGACUCUCCGAUGUCCCCUGUGGGCAGCGACUCAGGACACCAUUUACGUUCAAGAAAAAAUAUAAAUUACAUGACGCCACCUCUUGAAGACGACAGUCUAACAGAGAAGCCCGAAGUCGUGAAGGAAUAUCGCGAAUUAAGAUCUAGUUCUCGUCUUUUGGCCAAACUAGCCGAUCAAAUGGUCGAAAAUGACGAAGUGUGGAAUUCGGGCCGGCCGAAACGAGCCUGCAACCGAACGAGGAUUUCGGCUGAUGAACGAUUAGUCGUUGAUAAUAAAAGUUAUUACAAAGUCGAAGUUUUAUCGUCGAAACUUCGUUCAGGAGUUACUCAUUUUCAGGAAGUCAAGCGGCCGGAAACACCGGUUGAGAAAGAGGAUGAUAAAGGGUUGAUAGUGAAAUUUAGGAAGUUGAGGAAUUCGGAACUCGUUCGGUUGAAUAACGAGGCGGAGAAUUUUCUGUUUCCGAAAAAAGACGAAACGAGUGAUGAAGACGAAGAGGAUGAUAAGACCAAAAAUGACAAUAGUUCGGUCAGCGAGACUGACGAUAGAAGAGUUAAAGUUGAAGAUGAUGAGUCGAUGCAUAGUACAAGUUCCGAGGGUAAAAAGAAGAGAAGACGAACACACGCCGAGGCUUUUAUAAUGGAUAAUCAAAAAUACUACAAGUUUGAAACUCCCGGUUCAAGGUUGAGGUACCACGGUUCAUACCUUUCUCCCGUUCCUAUGAAAUCGAAAAACAAUGGAGAUUGCGUGGUGAAAAACGAAUCGGAGGAGUCCGAAUCUGAAAAAGACAGUAAACUGAGAUUAGAUGAUUACAACUUUUCGUUUGAGAGUGUGCCCAAAAACGAGGCGUGGUAUCAGACGUUUCAGAGGCGUGACAAGGGGGAAGAAAAAUAUGUUUUUUUGAGUGAUGACAAUUAUUGGGAUCCGUUGAUUCUUCCGUACCAGUUGGACUAUGUACCGCCCCUGGAUCCACAAGAGUGUCUAGCAACCUACAACCAGAUCAAAAAAUGCCUUAUGGAGCCCCCAUCAACGUCAACUUCGGUCACUUGCAGCACCCCGGAUCCUAACGCAAGCAAUUCAAGUGUUGAAACUCCUUUCAAUCAAGACGAAGACAGUAAAAUAAGUGCCACUGAAAUUAGUUCAAAUAGUACCGUGGAUGAGAUUAAACCGUCACGGAAUAAACGAAGCCGACGCCCAGGAAUGGUCGUAAACGUGACCGGGAAUGGCAAAAAUCCCCGAAAAUCACCCCGACAACAUGCCUCAACUCUAGCGAUUUUAAGUAGUUUGAUUCAGCAGCGGAAACGAAAGUCGCGACGAGGCGAUCUGGACUUCCGGUCAAACCUACCGACGAUUCUCGAAGAACCGAAACAGACGAAAUCACUGAAGAAGUCUAAAGUUGAUUAUUUUUCGAUGAUGAAGAGGGUUGAGGAGGAGUUUGCUAGUGCUUGUGACGAAACUUUGGAUAUUGAAAUCGACAAAGAUGAAGAAAUCGAGUUUAAGGGUCAGGUGGGAGUGGAAGAUAUUUUGAACGUAUACGAGAAUAACAAAGACACUAUUGUUAAGUCACCUAAGAGACUGGUGAGCGCUAAACCGGGUCGGAAGCCGGGGAAGAGGAAAAAGAAUCGUACAGGGUGGCCUCUAAAUAGGAGCAGGAGGAUGAGGAGAAAGGAGGAUGACGAAAGCACGGUGGAUUCGUUGAGUGUGAAUGCAGAUUCGGACGGAUGUGACGAUACGACUGAUAGUAUUAAGAAGAAAAAGUCGAACUGUAGUGAAAAUAAUAACCAAAAUGACCAAAGUAGUUUAAGUGAUGUAAAUAUAGGUGAUAGUAAUUGUGAUUUAACAAACGCCGACAGGGUUAAAAACGAAAAUAGAAGUGAUGAUGCGAACUCAGUACUAACAAAUAAAGUUAAUAGUGACGGUUUUAAUAUUGAUUUGCAAUAUCAGCCGUAUGUGCGUGUGCAAAAACUUGAUAAGAAUCAUAUAGACAAUAAGAACGAACCGGCGAAAAGGAGUAAUUCACCGAAACGAACAAACAGAGGACAGAGGAGGAUGCCAGCGUCGCCGAAAUCACCGAGGAUGUUAAGGAGACCAAGAGGGCGCUGGUAUCGAGAGAGAUAAUUAGGUUUCCAUGUUAUUUAUUUUCUUGUAUUCUUUAAGUUAAACAUGUAUUCGAAUAUUUUGUACCAAAUCUGUAUUAUUUUUAAAAAAAUAUUAUUUUUUUCUAAUUAUUAAUUAUAUAGUUUUUGCGUC